GAAAGGGGGGAAAUGUCCGAGUCCGAACCCUGAGCGGCGAAGGAGGGCGGCGACGGGCGAUGGACCGCCACCGGAAAGCGCGGCCUGAGAGACGCCCGGGAGCCGCGGCCCGGCAGCUUGGGCUGCUGGUGGAUUUCACAGCAGAUGGCACGAUGAUGGAGGUGAAUGACGAUGAAAACGAUGCAGAUUUGGAAGCCGAACUUGCAGCCAUCACAGGAGAAACGCCAGCUAGUAAAGCAGGAAGGCCAAAAGGAAAAACUCCACUCCCAAUGCAAGAUAUUGAGCGAAUGGCGGCUCUGUGCAUGAAGGACCUCGAUGAAGAUGAGCAGGAUGAAGAUGUGGAUGAUGACGAGGACUUGUUGGCGGAACUAAGUGAAGUGCUUCAGGAUACGAAGGAAGAACAGACCAAGGCUCCGACACCCCCAUCACACAGAACUCGAGUCCCUGACAUAACCCCGCAGCAACAGCCGAGUACAGCCCCUGCAGGGGUGGAGAGCGUGCUGACGGAACGGAUCGAUGCAUACAAGUCUGCCAUUAACAACGCCAAACAGUCAGGAGAGAGCUCUAAGGUCCGGCGGUAUGAGCGUGGGCUCAAGACCUUACAAACCAUGCUCACGUCGGCGAAAAAAGGGAAGAAGAUCAACGAGGAGGAGAUCCCACCACCCGUGGCUACCGGGAAGAGCAGUAACGCUGUCUCUCUGAGCACCGCGCCUGCUACAGAGAGCCCUUCCCCGCUCCAGGUGUCCGACUCCCCUGAUAGUGCCCCCGGGGGACCUGCCGCCCCAGCCCCCCGCCGCGGGCCACCCCUUUUACUGCCAAAGCCGACGCUGACGGUGCCGCCACCGGCCACAGCACCGAAACCACCGGAGCGGACGCCCGUCACAGCCCCCCAGCGGGAAAGCGGCCCAGCAGUGAAUAACAGGACAGGGAGGGAGUGUAGCGAGCAGGAGGCGGUGCAGAGCAGGCAACGGGAGUACAAACUGGCAGCGCUCCACGCUAAACGUCGCGGAGACACGCAGCUCGCUGCACAAUACUACCAGAUUAGUAAGAAGUUUGACCCAGCCCUUGAGGCGCUGGCGAGCGGUGCAGCUGUGGACCUCAGUAAACUGCCUCCCCCGCCUGAUUCCCCGAAUGACAGCUCCUCAACUUCUCCGGGUCAAUCUUCUCCCCCAGUUCCAGCUUCCAACCCUCCACAGCCACUCUCUGCACCAGGAGUGCCGCCUCCCCCGAGAGACGUAAUGGAGGCCCUUCAGCAGAGAAUGGACAAGUAUAAGUCCGCAGCCGCACAGGCCAAGGGUGAGGGCAAUGACCGCAAGGCACGCAUGCACGAGCGUAUCGUCAAGCAAUACCAGGACGCCAUUCGAGGGCACAAAGCGGGGCGGAGCGUUAACCUGGCAGAGCUGCCGGUCCCGCCAGGUUUCCCCUCCAUCCAGGGAUUGGAGAGCUCCGGCCCCAGCCUGGCCGGCAUGCUGGAUAACGCUAUGCAGCUCGUCAAUCAGGAGGUGAGCGACGCGGAGGCGGAGGCCAAGCCAGUAGUGCGCACACCUGCUCCAAAAUCACAGCAGCAAGUACCUGCCGGAGCACCCAGCAAGCCCACAGCCAAGCAGCUCUCAAAUAAAGCUCAGCAGCAGCUACAGUUCCUGGAGAACAGGAAGAAGCAGUUGAUGAAGGCAGCGCUUCGCACCAAGCAGAAGAACGACCUGGAGGGAGCCAAGCUGUACCUGCGGCAGGCCAAGGGGCUGGACCCCAUGAUCGAGGCCGCCAAGGGCGGGCUGCCCGUCGACAUCAAAAAGGUUCCACCUCCCCCGGAGAGCGAGGAGGACUUUGUUCUGGUGCAGGGCCGGGGAGUGCACAUACCCCACAAGACAGCCGAGCAGUACGCACAGCUGGUGGAGGUGCUCAAACAGCAGCACGAGACCUGCAUGAAGUACUCCAAGCAAUACACACACCUGGGGAAUGUGUCGGAGACCACAAAGUUUGAGAGAAUGGCCGAGGAGUGCAAGAAGAACAUUGAGAUCCUGAAGCGAGCUCACGCACAGGGCUAUCCCCUGCCCAAGUACCACCACGAGGAGAGGACCUUCCAGGUGGUGAAGAUAUUUCCCAACCUCACGAGCAGCGACAUGAUUCUUUUCAUCGUCAAAGGAAUCAACUUGCCAGCUCCUUCAGGUGUUUCACCUAAUGAUCUCGACACCUUUGUCAAGUUUGAAUUUGCAUUCCCGAACACAGAGGAAGCGCAGAAGGACAAAACCUCGGUGAUGAAGAACACAAACUGCCCAGAAUAUAACGAGCAGUUCAAGCUGACGAUUAACCGAGGACAUCGAGGGUUUAAGCGAGUGGUUCAUUCCAAAGGCAUUAAGUUUGAAGUCGUUCACAAAGGCGGGCUUUUCAAGACCGACCGUCCAGUAGGCAAUGCCCAGCUGAAGCUGGAGAAGCUGGAAUCGCAGUGCGAGCUCAGGGAGAUCAUUGAGGUGCUGGACGGCAAGAAGACCACAGGGGGGCGCAUGGAAGUGAUGGUGAGGAUCAGAGAGCCGCUCAGCUCCCAGCAGCUGGAGAGAACGACGGAGAAGUGGCUGGUCAUCGACCCACACAGCAUACCUGCGAUCGCAGUGCCGAAGGCGAAACAGCGGCAGGAGCCUCCGCGGGAGGUGGGAAGAAGCCGGCCCGGCCCUGCCCCCUCGCCAGUGCCCACCUUUCACAGCUUCAACGUUCUCAAGUUCGACAAGGAGCGGCUGGAGAGGAAGAUCCAGGUGUGCAAGCAGGAGCAGAAGCCGGUGCCGAGGGAGCUUCUGGAUCAACACCGGGAGUUGCAGCAGCGGCUGCAGUGGCAAAAAUCCCAGCUGGAGCGCGGAGACCCCGUCUUGCUCAGAGCGUACAGGGCGCGGCUGCAGGACUUCCUGCAGUACUACACACAGGCAGCCACACGCCUGGGCACUGAGGGCAGCCGGGAGUUGGCUAAAGAAGCGCUGUACAAGAGGAAGCUGGUGGAAGACGAGCUCCAGAGACUGCGAUGUUGAAGACCAAGUGGUUGUGGGGGCCGGGGGAUUCCGCAAUGUCCUGCGGUGGCUGAAUGAUCGCCGUGGGGACACUGUGCCCCCCCACA
This is a messenger RNA of Callorhinchus milii (elephant shark), 3100 nucleotides long. It is a transcript of the gene cc2d1a, whose product is annotated as coiled-coil and C2 domain containing 1A. Gene Ontology annotation, cellular component: nucleus. Gene Ontology annotation, biological process: regulation of transcription by RNA polymerase II. The coding region runs from base 60 to 3014 and encodes 984 amino acids. The record is from RefSeq and is a predicted model, not a curated record. The transcript has 29 exons. Gene Ontology annotation, molecular function: DNA-binding transcription repressor activity, RNA polymerase II-specific; RNA polymerase II cis-regulatory region sequence-specific DNA binding. Lineage: Eukaryota; Metazoa; Chordata; Chondrichthyes; Chimaeriformes; Callorhinchidae.